AUGCCUAAUGUUGCUGAUUUUUGCCUGGGCCGUACUGGUAUUGUUCUUCGCGUACUCACCGUAUACUCAACUUCGCUGAAGUCGGAGAGACAUGUACAAUCCAAACUUUGUAAGUCGCUUCCUGAGGAAGAAGUUUUCAAACUAAGAACUACCAUUGAUGCUUUUAAUGUUUUACGACAUGUUGGUACUCAAAAGCAAAGAGCUGUAUCAUAUACAGACAAAAGAGGUCAUUUGCUAGGAGAAGAAGUGAAAUUCAAAUAUAAUGAAAACUCCACAGAACUUGGAACUCUAAUGAUCUCUGGGUAUCUCAAGAACGUACCAUUAUCAGUUAAUGGUUUAGUUCAUAUACCUAAAUUGGGAGAUUUUCAAAUCUCUCAAAUUGAUGCACCUGGUGAUCCAUAUCCAGUGGAGAAAAAGUUGAAGAAAGAUUGUAAUGCAAUGGACGAUGAACCAUCUACGCGGGUUCUUGCACGCGCAGAUCCAGGGAAACAAGAAUCUCUCGAAAGUGAAAAUAUACUUGACCCUAUGGAUGCUGAACAAACUUGGCCUACAGAAGAGGAAUUAGCCGAAGCCAAAGCACAAAGGAAAAAAAUUGUAAAGAGAGUUCCAAAAGGAACUUCUGAAUAUCAAGCAGCUUGGAUUCCUGAUGAGGAUGGAGAGGAAUUGAGUGAGUGCUCGAGCGAUGAAUCAGAAGACGAGAUGUCUGUUGAUGAAGCACAAUCUGAAACGGAUAGUGGACCAGACGCAGAAGACGAGGAAGAAUACGAGACAAUUACUGUGUCCGAAGUUCCUGAUGAACGAUACGAUGAGAAUAUCGAUAUGACAGAAGAAAAAGAAGCAAUGGAAAACUUGAAGAGUAUGUUUAUCGAAUAUACGUAUAUUACAUUAUUUAAUAUGUAUUAUUGA
Molecule: messenger RNA, 906 nt
Organism: Bombus terrestris (buff-tailed bumblebee)
Lineage: Eukaryota; Metazoa; Arthropoda; Insecta; Hymenoptera; Apidae
Product: pre-rRNA-processing protein TSR1 homolog
Exons: 5
Coding region: 1-906 (301 amino acids)
Biological process (GO): maturation of SSU-rRNA from tricistronic rRNA transcript (SSU-rRNA, 5.8S rRNA, LSU-rRNA); ribosome biogenesis; endonucleolytic cleavage of tricistronic rRNA transcript (SSU-rRNA, 5.8S rRNA, LSU-rRNA)
Cellular component (GO): nucleus; preribosome, small subunit precursor
Molecular function (GO): U3 snoRNA binding; GTP binding; GTPase activity
Source: RefSeq, a predicted model, not a curated record